Messenger RNA from Amaranthus tricolor (Joseph's coat), 890 nucleotides. Its product is annotated as casparian strip membrane protein 2-like. NCBI's taxonomy places the organism in Eukaryota, Viridiplantae, Streptophyta, Magnoliopsida, Caryophyllales, Amaranthaceae. Bases 80 to 733 code for a protein of 217 amino acids. The record is from RefSeq and is a predicted model, not a curated record. The transcript has 3 exons.
UUGAGCAUUACAUCUUUAACUAUCUCUUGCCCCAAUCUUCUCUUCAUUUUGUAUCUUUUUAUUGGUCGUUAAGGAGAAGAUGGCCAAGAGCGGAGAGCCGCAACAAUACUCUACGCUAGAGGUGGAAGGCGAGAGCAGUAGAGCACACGAUGCGAAGGGGAAAUCACCGAUAAUGGAAGCUCCAUUGAUCGGAAAAGGUGGGGCCCACAUAGCAAGUGACGGUGGUGCGGGGGUGAAGAGAGGUGUUGGAAUAAUUGACUUUGUGGUGAGAUUGUUAGCUGUAGCAGCUGCUCUUGCUGCAACAAUUGCAAUGGGAACUACUGAUCAAACUCUCCCUUUCUUCACCCAAUUCUUCCAAUUUCGUGCUCGUUAUUAUGAUCUCCCUUCUUUCACGUAUUUUGUGAUUGCGAAUGCAAUAGUUGCUGCAUAUCUUGUUCUCUCAAUGCCAUUCUCCAUUGUCACAAUUGUUAGACCACUUGCCAAGGCACCCCGGCUUAUUCUAAUUAUCUUUGACACUAUCGCAUUGACAUUGACUGUCUCCGCUGCCUCAGCAGCGGCUGCCAUAGUGUACUUGGCUCACCAAGGCAACACAAACACAAAUUGGAUUGCAAUUUGCCAACAAUUUGACAAUUUUUGCCAAAGGUCUAGUGGAGCUGUUGUAGCAUCCUUUAUAACUGCUGUUUUGUUCAUUCUUCUGGUCAUUCUAUCUACUGUGGCCCUCAAGACCCGUUGAACAUUCUUGGACUUCAAAUGUAUUUUAUUUUGUAAUUUCUCUUAAUGUUAUGUUUUGGUAUUGUAUUUGUAGCCUAGCUUUUCAAUGAGUGUAUAAUUACAUACACAAGUCAGUUAUUUUGUGUUGGGGAAGUUGUAUAUCAAUCGGGGAAUUUUAA